UGUCCCCUAUAUAUUAAGGAGCCCAAGCCUGGUGAUCUCAUUGAAAUCCCCAGACCCUCCUAUCAGCACUGGGCGAUAUGUUCUGAAGAGGGCAAUGUCAUUCACAUAGUCCCACCAUCUGAGAAUGCUGAUGCCGGGGUCAGCAGUGUGAAGUCAGUACUGCACAACAAGGCCAUAGUGAAGAAAGAAAAACUGCUGGAUGUAGUUGGCACUGAUGACUACCGGAUCCACAAUGUCCUAGAUAAGCAACAUGCACCACUUCCCAUUUCACAUAUACUACAGAAAGCAGAAAGCCUUGUGGGGAUGGUAGUUCCAUACAAUGUGUUGACAGACAACUGCGAGCACUUCGUUACGGGGUUGAGAAACGGAGUACAACAAUCUCAGCAGGUGCACAAAGCUGCGGCAACGGCUGCGACUUCGGUUGCUGUUAUUGCCAUCGUAUGUUGCGCCAUUUGUUUUGCUUUAAGUUUUAAAAAGCAAAGCAAAGUAUACACUCUGCUUGGUUUUAUCUCCAUUGUUGUAUUCCUUUUAGCAGUUUUUUAUCUGGCUUUCACAAUAGCUUAAUCACCCAUCAUUUUUCAGUCUAUUUAAUGAAUGGAAUAUAGUCCAACAGAGGGAACAUAUGUUCCUUCUUCAUUUCCAUUCUACUCACUGAAAAAAAAUGUUCUUCUCCACUUCUCAUCUGAUGACUAGAAAGCAAUCUCAUUAAAAACCACUCCUCACCC
Molecule: messenger RNA, 725 nt
Organism: Sinocyclocheilus grahami
Lineage: Eukaryota; Metazoa; Chordata; Actinopteri; Cypriniformes; Cyprinidae
Product: HRAS-like suppressor 3
Exons: 3
Biological process (GO): N-acylphosphatidylethanolamine metabolic process
Cellular component (GO): cytoplasm
Molecular function (GO): glycerophospholipid phospholipase A1 activity; A2-type glycerophospholipase activity
Source: RefSeq, a predicted model, not a curated record